Molecule: messenger RNA, 603 nt
Organism: Canariomyces notabilis
Lineage: Eukaryota; Fungi; Ascomycota; Sordariomycetes; Sordariales; Chaetomiaceae
Exons: 2
Coding region: 1-603 (200 amino acids)
Biological process (GO): iron-sulfur cluster assembly
Source: RefSeq, a predicted model, not a curated record
AUGCAGAACUCGGACCUCGAAAAUGCCAACCCCACAAUCCUCAGUGUUUCACAGCUCCCCAGUAGGGGGCGCAAAGGGCCCGCAACGAGGCAGGGGCCCGACUCCAAGUGCGACAGCAUCGUCUACCCCAAGCGGCCUUGGCCAUAUGGCUCGGGCUCGUCAUCAGACGAGGACGUGGAUGAGACUGACGGCGUAGAGGAGCCCAUGGAUGAGCAAGACAUUUACGAUCUCAUCUCGCCCAUAUCAGAUCCUGAGCAUCCCCAUACUCUAGGCCAGCUGUCGGUGGUGAGGCUCCCGGACAUCCACCUGAGCCCGUCGCCCGCCGAACUGCCCAGUCCGGAUUCCCUGGUCACCGUUCAGGUCGAUCUGACCCCUACCAUCAAUCACUGCUCGCUGGCCACAGUCAUUGGUCUUGCUGUGCGGUGCAGGCUGGAGCAGACGCUGCCGCCAAACUACCGUGUGGACGUGAGGAUGAAGGUCGGCUCCCACGACCAGGACGACCAGGUCAACAAGCAGCUGGGCGACAAGGAGCGAGUGGCUGCUGCCUUGGAAAACGACACGCUCCAGCGCAUGCUGGACAAGAUGCUCGAAACUUGCUCGUGA